Engraulis encrasicolus (European anchovy) is the source of this 1394-nucleotide messenger RNA. It is a transcript of the gene serhl, whose product is annotated as serine hydrolase like. Bases 313 to 1269 code for a protein of 318 amino acids. The transcript is spliced from 13 exons. NCBI's taxonomy places the organism in Eukaryota, Metazoa, Chordata, Actinopteri, Clupeiformes, Engraulidae. The record is from RefSeq and is a predicted model, not a curated record.
UCUUACACCACCAGCAUUCUACUUUCUCUGACUUCAGUUAGGAAAGAUAAUGUGAAGAUUGGUUUGGAUUUGUUGCAAAAUUAUAAUUGCACUGGGAACCUCAUUAAACCUCAUUGUCUGCGCGCUAAGGAUUGUCACCACACUUCUCAGAAAGUUGUAUUGUAGUAGACCUACCGCGACUUCACUAUCUGUCUCAACACGGCCCGUACAGACAACGGUUCUUUGAAGCAAACAGUCUGACAUCGACGCGUAGUUCUUUGCUCUGAAGCUGCUGAGUUAUAACCAGUAGGAGUUGAAGUGGUCAGUGUGACGAUGAUUCCAGCCUUGAACGGUGCCAGACAACUCGCCACAGGCAUGAAACGUGCCGCCACAGAGUUCCGGUUGCCGGUGCCCUGGGGCGAGCUGAGGGGCCAGGUGUGGGGCCCUGAGGAGGGGCGUCCAGUGUUAUGCAUGCACGGAUGGGCAGACAACUCGGGCUCCUUCAACCCAUUGAUACCGCUGCUGCCACAAGAUUGGCGGUGUGUGGCUGUGGACAUGGCGGGCCAUGGUCUCUCCUCCCCCAGGCCUCCUGGAGUCCUCUACACCUUCCCUGCAUACGUCAACGACGUCAGGAGAGUCGUGGAAGCGCUUCAGUGGAAGAGGUUCUCCAUACUUGGCCACAGCAUGGGGGGAAAUGUGGGUGGAAUGUUCAGCGCCCUCUUUCCUGAGAUGGUGGAGUCCCUGGUGCUUCUAGACUCAUUUGGAUUCCUGCCCACAAACACGAAAGAGUUGCCCAGUAUCAUGAGGAGGGGUAUGGAGGAGAUGAUCAGGCUGGAGAAGAGUGAGCGAGAGGGCAGGAAGGAGAGAGUUUACACCUAUGACCACGCCAAGCAGAGGCUACUGGAAGUCAACCCCAAACUAACAGACGAGUCAGCUAACCACCUUCUGGAGAGAGGACUGAGGGAGGUGGAAGGAGGUUUUGUGUUUACCAGGGACAUCAGAGUCAACUUUAAAAAUGUAACCCGUAUUAGUCUGGAGCAGAGUCUAGAGCUGCAGUCCAGGAUCCAGGCCAGAAUACUACUGCUGAUGGCUGAUGCAGGCCUGAAUAGAGUCUUCCAGCUUCCUGAGGAAUGCUCAGACGCCCUUAUGAAUGGCUACCAGAAAAAUAAGAACCUGAAGAUGGUGACAGUGGCGGGUGACCACCACGUCCACAUGAACCAGCCAGAGGCCGUAGCCACCAUCAUCACCGAAUUCCUGCAGCCAGCCCCCGACAACACAGCCAAGUUAUAACACACAUUUAUUUUAUAGGAAAGUUAUAGGAAAGGGCAGGGCCGGGUUAACACACAGGCUAGAUAUGGCUGCAGCCUAGGGGCCCCCACCUAUUAGAUAAAGUGUUGUGAAUGUGUGUGUGUGUG